AUGACCUUGUACAAAAAGCUGAGGGGGGCACUAAAUGUCAGUUUAACCCAGUUAAACCCGCACUUGGAAGCCCUCAAUGCAGAUUUAGCCCAGUUAAACCUGGACUUGGAGGAAGCCCUAAAUGUCAGUUUACCCCGGUUAAACCUGGACUUGGAAGCCCUCAAUGCAGGUUUAGCCCAAUUAAACCUGGACUUGCAAGCCCUCAGUGCAGGUUUAGCCCAGUUAAACCUGGACUUGGAGGAAGCCCUAAAUGUCAGUUUAGCCCAGUUAAACCUGGACUUAGAAGCCAAGGGGGAUCUUGCAAGCCCUCAAUGCAGGUUUAGCCCAGUUAAACCUGGACUUGGAAGCCGAGGGGGUCACUUGCAAUCCCUCAAUGCAGGUUUAGCUCAGUUAAACCCGCACUUGGAAGCCCUCAAUGUCAGUUUAGCCCAGUUAAACCUGGAUUUGGAAGCCCUCAAUGCAGGUUUAGCCCAGUUAAACCCGCACUUGCAAGCCCUCAAUGUCAGUUUACCCCAGCUAAACCUGGACUUAGGAGCCGAGGGGGCCCUGAGGACUCCCAGGCCGGUGGAACAGCCCGAGGAUGGCGGCUGGGGCGGGCAGGAGGGGCCAGGCCCAGCUCAGGCUCCCCCUGGCGCUCCCAUCCCGCUGCCCACAGCUCUGCACUCGCACUGCACUCGCCCCCUCCAACUGUAGCCACACUGCACCUGCCUCAGCUCCGAACCAAGCCGGGCUCAGGAACAGAUCAGGCGAGGAGGGCAAGGCCCCUUCCCGCAGGAUUUUAGGGGAAAUCUUCAGCAGAGAUGGGGAAAAGCCAGCGGGAAGGAGCUAACGCUGACCAUGUAGCAUUUCCACAGCACUUUGUUCAUGCAUCGUCGGUGCCCGGGGGCGCCAGUGCUCGCCGAGCUGUCGGAGCACAGGGAGGGGGAAUCGCUGCCAAGCCUCCAAAACCUUGCAGCAGCUCUGGGGGGAAAAAAAAAAGGAGCAAAAAGUGCAUUCCAGGCAGUUCCAUGCAGGAUAAGGACGGGGGGGUCCAUCAGCGGUACGUGGCUGCAGGACAGAACUCUUGGUACUUCUCUGCCCCUUUUUUGAUUUGUUUGGUUUUGUACAUUUUUCUUAGCAAAGGACUGUAUGAAAAUAGCCACUUAGCCACUUUACCUCUUCAGUAUGCAAAUGUACAUACGGUGUAAGAUAGGAAAUCUUUUGUUUAAUAUAAAAAACCAGGCUGUUGAUUUCUGCUGUACAUUAUUAAAAGUUUGUUUUAUUCA
Agelaius phoeniceus (red-winged blackbird) is the source of this 1265-nucleotide messenger RNA. Lineage: Eukaryota; Metazoa; Chordata; Aves; Passeriformes; Icteridae. The record is from RefSeq and is a predicted model, not a curated record.